This is a messenger RNA of Dothidotthia symphoricarpi CBS 119687, 941 nucleotides long. RefSeq lists its product as uncharacterized. The record is from RefSeq and is a predicted model, not a curated record. Bases 90 to 695 code for a protein of 201 amino acids. The transcript has 3 exons. Lineage: Eukaryota; Fungi; Ascomycota; Dothideomycetes; Pleosporales; Dothidotthiaceae.
CAAGUCCCAAACCCAAAGUCCCAUGUGAACCUAAUUGCGCAGUUGUUUUGUGUGUUGCGGGGGCUCAGGGUCUAGGCAGAUGAGACACGAUGGCAGCCCCGGCAACGAUCGACAUCAAGAACCUUCAGGGGAAAUGGCUCAUGAACAAGUCUCUCUCCGACAACUCUGACCCAGCCCUCUCACUUCAAGGCAUGGGUUGGCUGACACGAAAAGCGAUCGGUGCCGCAGUUAUCACUCAGCACCUUAAUCAGUCUUCUACCACAGGCGACAACGGCGAACCCUGUACAUUAAUCGAGAUCGAUCAACUUCUCAGCGGCGGCAUGAAAGGAACCACCGAGAGACGCAUCUUGGACUGGUCGUUUCGUCCCAACUCCGAUCGACUGUUCGGUGAAUUGCAAGGCCGCAGCAGAUACACCACUUUAGCAAACAUCAUAGAGGAGAGUAAAGGCAAGGGCGUUACCGAGGGAGACGCCAAGUAUCUGGCGGAAGGAUGGUUGAAGGAGACAGAGGAUGGUGAGAUCGUUGAGAGCUUUGUCGACAACGAGAAGAACAAGUGGACUGGGUGGCAGGUCUGGGGAUUUGCGGAAAUCAAAGGAGAGAGGAAGCUGACGAGAAGGUUCGCUGUAAGGAAGACUGGCAAGGAUGAGGUAGUUAGGAUAAGGCUGGUGUAUGACUACUUGGGCAGUUUGGAAUAGAACGUGUCGGGGAGGUGUGCGACAAGAGGUCGAGGAGAUGAGUAGUAGCAGUAGAACAUACUGUAUUGAUUAAAUUCCAGGCUAUGACUUUACGGCACACCCUCUCUACGUACUCAUGUACUAGACAACGUCUCCGCCUUUCAAACUGGUCAGAAGUUUCCUCGAGCAACACGGCGGAUGGACACCAGCCCUCACCUAUACGUCGUGCAACUUUUGAGCCACACAACGUAUUGCAUAACACUCUGG